GUCUAAUUUCCUAUAUAUCAUUUCUCCGAUAUGUCCAUGUACUCCCUUGUACAAUUCUGCAUAUAUACAUGCUCCCUCUAUAUUUAUCGACAUAGUUUGAUCAUUUGAGAGAUUAUACAAAGCUAGCCUUGCAGCACAAGCUCGAUCAUGGUCGACAUGGCUGGAGAAGUAGCAUUCAUCUGCCUCUUGCUGGUGUGCCUCUGUUCCCACUCUCUGGCUUUGUCUCCUCCUCCUCCUCCUCCUUCUUCUCCGGUGAGCAGCAACGACGCAACAAAGGCCACCGUCGACGAGCUCGCGCUGCUCUCCAUUAAGUCCAUGCUCUCGAGCCCAUCCAGCUCGCCGCUGGCCUCAUGGAAUAGUACUAGUUCCAUCCAUCACUGCAGCUGGCCGGGCGUCGUCUGCAGCCGCCGCCACCCGGGCCGUGUCGCCGCGCUGCGCAUGGCCUCCUUCAACCUGUCCGGCGCCAUCUCGCCGUUCUUGGCCAACCUGUCCUUCCUCAGGGAGCUGGACCUCGCCGGGAACCAGCUCGCCGGCGAGAUACCGCCGGAGAUUGGCCGUCUAGGGAGGCUCGAGACUGUUAACCUGGCCGCCAAUGCUCUCCAAGGCACUCUCCCUUUGUCCCUGGGUAACUGCACGAAUCUCAUGGUUCUUAAUCUGACCAGCAACCAGCUCCAAGGUGAGAUCCCUUCUACAAUUGGCGCCAGAAUGGUGAAUCUUUACAUAUUGGACCUCAGACAAAAUGGCUUUUCUGGAGAGAUCCCUCUGUCGCUCGCCGAGUUGCCAUCCUUGGAGUUUUUGUUUCUGUACAGUAACAAGUUAUCAGGAGAGAUACCCACUGCUCUCAGCAACCUCUCCGGCCUCAUGCAUCUUGAUCUCGACACCAACAUGUUGUCUGGAGCUAUCCCUUCAUCUUUGGGCAAGUUAUCCAGCUUGAUAUGGCUGAAUCUAGCCAAUAACAACUUGAGUGGAACCAUCCCUUCAUCCAUUUGGAACAUUUCUUCAUCUCUUUGGGGCCUUAAUAUUCAGCAAAACAAUUUGGUUGGAGUGGUACCAACAGAUGCAUUCACCGCACUUCCUGAACUCCGGACGAUAUCAAUGGACAAUAACCGAUUUCAUGGCCGUCUCCCUACCUCUCUGGUUAAUGUCUCACAUGUGAGAAUGCUUCAACUUGGUUUUAAUUUUUUCAGUGGCACUGUCCCUUCUGAGCUUGGAAUGUUAAAAAAUCUGGAACAGUUCCUGCUCUUUGCCACUUUGCUUGAAGCUAAAGAACCUAGAGACUGGGAAUUCAUCACUGCAUUAACAAAUUGCUCUCGGCUGAAAAUCUUGGAACUGGGAGCUAGUAAGUUUGGUGGGGUCCUUCCUGAUUCACUCUCCAAUCUUUCCACUUCAUUACAAACUCUCUCCCUUCAAUACAACACAAUAUCAGGACGCAUACCUAAAGAUAUUGGUAAUCUCAUUGGCUUACAAUCUCUUACACUAGAUGAUAACUCUUUCAUAGGAACCCUACCUUCAUCCUUGGGUAGGCUUCAAAAUCUGAAUCUUCUAUCAGUUCCUAAGAACAAGAUUAGUGGAUCAGUCCCACUGGCCAUUGGAAAUCUUACAAAACUUAGUAGUUUAGAACUCCAAGCAAACGCCUUUAGCGGUGAAAUACCAAGCACUGUUGCAAACCUUACAAAGUUGUCAGCACUUAACCUUGCUAGGAAUAAUUUUACAGGUGCAAUUCCUAGGAGAUUAUUCAACAUACUCAGUCUCUCCAAAAUUUUGGAUAUAUCCCACAACAAUUUGGAGGGGUCAAUACCACAGGAAAUUGGGAAUCUAAUAAAUCUUGAAGAAUUCCACGCACAGUCAAACAUAUUAUCAGGUGAAAUCCCUCCUUCCUUAGGGGAAUGCCAACUUCUCCAGAAUGUCUACCUCCAAAAUAACUUCUUAAAUGGUACUAUUUCAUCAGCCCUGGGCCAGCUAAAAGGUCUAGAAAGUCUUGACCUCUCAAAUAAUAAGCUGUCAGGUCAAAUACCCAGAUUCUUAGGGAACAUCAGCAUGCUUAGUUAUCUGAAUCUUUCAUUCAACAACUUUUCCGGUGAAGUGCCAGAUUUCGGUGUUUUCGCAAACAUCACAGCAUUCUUAAUCCAAGGCAAUGAUAAACUAUGUGGUGGAAUACCUACUCUGCACUUGCGUCCAUGUUCUUCAGGUUUACCAGAGAAGAAACAUAAAUUUCUAGUAAUUUUUAUAGUCACCAUUUCUGCUGUUGCAAUACUAGGCAUUCUUCUGUUGCUCUACAAGUAUCUUAAUCGGCGGAAGAAAAAUAACACCAAAAACUCUUCAGAAACCUCAAUGCAAGCGCAUCGUUCGAUAUCUUUUUCGCAGUUGGCUAAAGCAACAGAGGGAUUCUCUGCAACCAAUUUGUUGGGUUCUGGGACAUUUGGCUCUGUGUACAAAGGAAAAAUAGAUGGUCAAACUGAUGAAAGUGCAGAAUAUAUUGCUGUGAAGGUACUGAAACUUCAAACUCCAGGAGCACACAAGAGCUUCGUCGCAGAAUGCGAAGCACUCAAAAAUCUGCGACACCGGAACCUAGUCAAGGUUAUUACAGCCUGCUCAAGCAUUGAUACCAGAGGGUAUGACUUCAAAGCAAUCGUUUUUGACUUCAUGCCUAAUGGUAGUUUAGAAGAUUGGCUGCAUCCUAAACCAGUUGACCAAACUGAAAUGAAAUACUUGGGUCUUGUCCAGAGAGUGACUAUUCUACUCGAUGUGGCUUAUGCACUGGAUUAUCUUCACUGUCGUGGUCCUGCUCCUGUUGUGCACUGUGAUAUUAAAUCAAGUAAUGUGCUCUUGGAUUCUGACAUGGUUGCCCAUGUGGGAGACUUUGGCCUAGCUAAGAUUCUUGCUGAGGGAAGCUCAUCUCUCCAACACUCAACAAGCUCAAUGGGAUUCAGAGGGACAAUUGGUUAUGCUGCUCCAGAGUAUGGAGCUGGAAACAUAGUAUCCACAAAUGGGGAUAUUUAUAGCUAUGGAAUACUUGUAUUAGAGACAGUGACUGGGAAGAGGCCUACUGAUAACAGAUUCAGACAAGGGUUGAGCCUUCGUGAAUAUGUCGAGCAAGCUCUCCAUGGCGAGACGAUGGACAUUGUUGAUAGCCAGUUAACUUUGGAGCUGGAAAAUGAAUGCGCAUUGCAGGAUUCUUCAUACAAGAGAAAGAUCGAUUGCCUUAUUUCACUUCUUAGGCUUGGAGUAUCCUGCUCUCAUGAAUUGCCAUUGAGCAGAAUGCGGACAACGGAUAUUGUCAAUGAACUGCAUGCCAUGCGAGAAUCUCUCUUGAGAGAAUACAGGAUUGAAGAUGGAAGUUAUGUCAAUGUAACAUUGGAAUGAUCAUGUGGAGAUACCAUGCAGCGGUAAUUUUUAAAAUAUUGCAGACAUUGCUGUACUCCCUUUUAAAGUACACAAAUUUUACUAUGGUCUCUACUAGACUGUAGGUAAAAGAUACGACAAACAUCUUGUUAUUUUUUCA
This is a messenger RNA of Oryza sativa Japonica Group (Japanese rice), 3502 nucleotides long. Its product is annotated as receptor kinase-like protein Xa21. Lineage: Eukaryota; Viridiplantae; Streptophyta; Magnoliopsida; Poales; Poaceae. The record is from RefSeq and is a predicted model, not a curated record. Gene Ontology annotation, molecular function: protein kinase activity; ATP binding; protein binding. Gene Ontology annotation, biological process: protein phosphorylation.